UCUGAGCAAGUGAGAUUUGGUUCGCUCGUUUUUCGUUGUCCAGAUUAACAAAAAACCUAAAGAGAUUAUCGUUCACACCAUUGAGAUUGUGAUUCACUCGAAGUCAUUUGACUGUAUGAUCUCAAUUAGUUGAAGCUUAUCUUGUUCUACCUUUCAAACCAAACAAUUAUUCUUCAUUGAUUGUAAUCAAUUCUCUGAUUUUCCCACUCUUAAUCAACUACACUAGAAAUUUAUAUUGUCCCGUUUAGACUCUUCUAAUCAACAUGCCAGUGAUUUUGAUUCUUAAACAUAAGUUGUCUUGAUCUGUAACAUUUUCUCAUUUCAUUUUACUCUUUCAACCUGAUUGUCAAUAUAUUCAAUUCUAACUGUUAAUUUUUAAUCCAUUUCUCUUUUUCUCUCUCUUCCAAAAAUGCCAUCAAUCGAUGGAUCCGAUUCACUUUCAAACGGACAUCAACUGCUUUCCCAUUCUAAUGGUCAAUCUAAUGGUUUAAUCGGUUUUCAUCCUGUUUUAAGAGCGAUGGCGAAAAGUUCAACCAAUGGAUCAACAAGUAAAGUGGCUUAUGAGAAUCGUGAUGAACUUCACAAAGCUCAAAGGAUCGUAGUUAAGGUUGGAAGUGCUGUUCUAACCCGUGAAGAUCAGUGUGGCUUUGCUCUUGGAAGAUUAGCAUCGAUUGUUGAACAAGUCUCUGAACUUCGUAACAAGGGUAAAGAUGUGAUCAUUGUGACCAGUGGAGCGGUUGCUUUGGGUAAACAGAAAAUCGCCACCGAGCUAAAAAUGUCCCAAUCAAUGAGACAAACAAUCCGACAAUUAACCAGUGAAUCAACUUCUGGUAUUCAAUCCUCAGCUCCUCAGGUUCGAGCUGCUGCAGCCAUUGGACAAAGUAACCUAAUGGCUCUUUACGACACCAUGUUUGUUCAAUAUGGAGUUAAAAUAGCCCAAGUAUUGGCCACAAAGAGCGAUUUCCAUAAUCCAAUAAGUCGAAUCAAUUUGAGUUACACUAUCGAUGAUUUACUUCACCUAAGUAUUGUCCCAAUCGUCAAUACCAAUGACGUUAUUGUUUCCCCAAUGAUGCCUGAUCAUCCAGAGAUAAUCAUCGAACCAGAAACAGGACCAAAAGAGCAAGCAAUUAUGGUCCAUGACAAUGAUAGUUUAGCCGCUUUACUUUCCGUUGAAAUUGGUGCUGAUUUACUAAUCAUUUUAUCAGAUGUUGAUGGUGUUUACACUGCCCCACCAGACCAACAAGGAUCUAAAUUGAUAAACAUUUACUCGACCAACAGUGAGAAUCCUGUUACUUUUGGCAGUAGUAACAAAGUUGGAACUGGUGGAAUGAAGUCUAAAGUGGACGCUGCCUCUUGGGCAUUAGAUCGAGGAGUGACCACUGUUAUUUGCAAUGGACACGAGACGAAUGCAAUUAAAAGAAUCGUCGAUGGAUACAAAAUUGGAACCUUUUUCACCAAUUAUCGAGAAGAGGUUUCAUCAGUUGAAAUUUUAGCUGCCAAAGCUCGUAUUGGUGGUGCAAAAUUGGCAUCUUUAAAGCCGGAAGAAAGAGCCGACAUCCUGGAAACUAUUGCGAAUCUUUUGACCGAGAAUAAAUCGGAAAUACUGGCUGCUAAUAAAAAGGAUUUAAAACAAGCAACAGAAUCAGGUUUAGCUCCUGUUUUAUUAUCCAGAUUGAAGUUGGAUGAAAAGCUGAAAAGUUUAUCCGAUGGAUUGAAAUCAAUAGCAGAGAAAUCAAAGUUGAUGUUGAAUCGAGUGAUUAAAGAGACAAUUAUCGCCGAUAAUUUGAUCUUGAAACAAAUAACUGUCCCUAUUGGAAAUAUUUUAAUAAUUUUCGAGUCACGACCUGAUUGUCUUCCACAAAUCGCCGGCCUAUCAAUCGCAACGGGAAAUGGAAUCAUAUUGAAAGGAGGAAAAGAAGCCAAUCAUUCAAACCAAUUUCUUUGGCAACUUAUCCAAAAGGCACUUUCAAAAUAUCAUGUUGAAGAUUCUGUUGCAUUGGUUAAUACCCGGGAAGAGAUUGGCGAGUUAAUUACAUUGGAAAGUCACAUUGAUCUAAUUAUUCCCCGUGGGUCAUAUGAUCUUGUUCGUAGUAUUAAAGAAAAGGCUGGUACUAUUCCCGUUCUUGGACAUUCUGAAGGAGUUUGUCAUGUUUAUGUUGAUAAAGAUGCCGAUCUAAAGAAAGCAAUUGAUAUUGUUAUCGAUUCCAAAUGUGAUUAUCCUUCUGCUUGCAAUGCAAUGGAAACUCUUUUACUUCACAAAUCUUUAGUUAAUAGCGACUUUUUCCUUAAACUUUGCAAUGAAUUAAAAGCCAAAGGGGUGACAGUUCAUUCUGGACCUAAACUUGUUUCUAUCUUGACCUUUGCUCCACCUUUAACUGAUUCAUUGAAAAAAGAGUAUGGAACCUUAGAUUGUACCAUUGAACUGGUCGACGAUGUGGAAGAAGCAAUUACGCAUAUCAAUACUUUCGGAAGUGGUCACACCGAUGUUAUUAUCUCAGAAAAUGAUGAAACAACCUCUUUAUUCACUUCGAGAGUCGACAGUGCCUGUUGUUUUCACAACUGUAGUUCUCGAUUUGCUGAUGGCUAUCGAUUUGGUCUUGGUGCUGAAGUCGGAAUCAGUACAGGCAAAAUUCAUGCCCGAGGACCUGUUGGGAUGGAAGGUCUCUUAUCAACAAAAUGGAUUCUCACUGGAAGUGGGCAAACAGUUCAAAACUUCACGGAAGGAGUUUAUCAAUAUAAACACAUCGAGGUUCAACCAAAAAACAACUAAAUCAAUUCGAAAGUUUCGAGAAGUUGAUAGAAAAUGAGAAAAAAUUCAAUUCAUUUGUACUCAAUGUUCAAAGUGCCUAAUCGAUUUGUAUUUUUUUUAUUGAUUAUCUAAAAUUUGACUGCAAUAGAUCAAAUUUAAUUAAUCUCCCUUACCAACUUUUCCGUUCAAUAAACAAUUAAAUUGUUACAACUUA
Messenger RNA from Panonychus citri (citrus red mite), 2963 nucleotides. It is a transcript of the gene P5CS, whose product is annotated as probable delta-1-pyrroline-5-carboxylate synthase. The record is from RefSeq and is a predicted model, not a curated record. Lineage: Eukaryota; Metazoa; Arthropoda; Arachnida; Trombidiformes; Tetranychidae. Gene Ontology annotation, cellular component: mitochondrion; cytoplasm. Gene Ontology annotation, molecular function: ATP binding; glutamate 5-kinase activity; glutamate-5-semialdehyde dehydrogenase (NADP+) activity.